UUAAGCCAUUUUGUUGAUGAACAAGCAAGCUUAAUCCCUUAUUUCUUAACUUAAUUUCUUCAUUCGAAUUCAUUUGCUACUGUGACAAUGGCUGAAGCUUUACUUACUAUCAUGUUUGAGAAUCUGAACUCGUUGAUCCAGAAAGGGUUUGGAUUGCUUUGGGGUGUCAACAAAGAGAUGGAGAAGCUGUCUAGCAUCCUCUCAACCAUCCGUGCUGUUCUUGAAGAUGCAGAGGAGAAGCAGUUGAGAAACAGAGCAAUCAAGAAUUGGCUGCAAAAGCUUAAAGAUGUUUCUGGUGAGUUGGAUGACAUUCUGGAUGAGUGCUCAAUGGAGGCAUCACUGCUGGAGUACAAAACGCAGAGGUUUGGAUCUACCCAAAAGGUAAAAGCUUCUUUCUUGUCCUGUUUAAACCCAAAAAAUACUUGGUUUCGUUUUCAAAUUGCAAAAAAGAUGGAAGAUGUUUCAGAGAGAUUGGAUGAUAUUGCAAAAGAACGUGAGAAAUUUCACUUGCGUGAGGUUGUUCAGGAUCAGAGACGCGUCCAAAUAAGAAACGAACGGGACACUGGCUCCAUUGUUGAUGAGAAACAGGUAUAUGGAAGAGAACAAGAUAAAGAUAAGAUUGUGGAGUUUUUGGUAGAGUCCAAUUCAAGCAAUUCCAAAGAUCGUCUCUCUACCUAUGCGAUUAUAGGCAUGGGAGGCAUGGGGAAAACUACCCUCGCUAAACUUGUGUACAAUGAUCCAAGGGUUACUGACCAUUUUGAUCUGACAAUAUGGGUAUGUGUCUCUGAGGACUUUGACGUGUGGAGAUUGAUAAAAUCUAUAAUAGAAUCUGCCUCUGGAAAUCCUUGUGAAGCUUUGGACAUGGAUCCUCUGCAGAAACGCCUCCAAAACAUGUUGGAAAUGAAGAAGUAUUUACUUAUUUUGGAUGAUGUGUGGAAUGAAGAUAAAGAUAAAUGGGAAAGAUUGAGAAAUGUACUUGCUUGUGGAUUAAAUGGUUCUUCGAUCGUAGUUACCACUCGUCUCGAAAAGGUUGCAUCAAUUAUGGGAGCAACCCAAAUGCAUCAUAUAUCUAGCUUGUCGGAAGAUGAAUGUUGGUUAUUGUUCAGCCAACGUGCAUUUCUCAAUGAAAGCGAAAAAAGACCAAGUCUUGUGAAAAUUGGAAAGGAGAUUGUGAAGAAGUGCAAGGGAAAUCCGCUAGCAGCAAAGAGUUUAGGAAGCUUAAUGUGCUCCAAAAGUGAGGAACAGCAAUGGCUUUUGGUCAUGGAAAGUGAACUUUGGAAUUUGCCACAACAUGAAACUUCCAUCCUACCAGCUUUGAGAUUAAGCUACCACCAACUAACGGCACAAUUACGAAGAUGUUUUACUUUCUGUGCCAUUUUUCCAAAGGAUUUUGAAAUAGUGAAGGAAAAAUUAAUUCAUCUGUGGAUGGCUAAUGGCCUUAUAUCUUCCAAAGAAAACAUGGAGGCGGAAGAGAUGGGCAAUGAAAUUUUUAAUGAAUUAUAUUGGCGAUCAUUCUUUCAAGAUGCUAAAAAGGAUGAAUGUGGCAACAUUAAAAGCUUCAAGAUGCAUGAUCUAGUACAUGAUCUGGCUCAAUGUAUUAUGAAGGAUGAAUGCACAGUUACCAAGUCUGAUUUCCCAGAUUUCUUCUUUACAUUUUGCAAUGGAAAAUCCUUGCGUACUCUACUGUUAAUGGAGAUUUCUAGCUUUAUGGCUCAAGCUAAGUUGCCUCAUCGCUUAUAUUUUCCUAGUUUACGUGCUUUUGAUAUAGAAGAUGCUUUCAUCUUGAAGUUGAAGUCCAUAUCUUCUCUAAUCAGUAAUUCCAAACAUCUACGAUAUUUGAAUCUUUCGAGAACUAACAUUAGAAUCCUUCCUGAGUCAAUUUGUUUGUUGGUAAACUUACAGACUUUGGAUGUAAGUGGGUGUUAUAAUCUUGAGAAGCUACCAAAGCAUAUGAGUCGCUUAAGGGGUCUACGUCAUUUUUAUAUUGAAGGUUGUCAUUCGUUAAAUCACAUGCCUCCUAACAUUGGGAAACUAAGUUGCUUAAGAAGUUUAAGCAGGUUUAUUGUGGAUAGGAGAAGAGGAUGUGAUAUAGAUGAAUUGGGAAGCUUGUUGAAACUUGGUGGUAGUCUGAGAAUCGAACACCUUGAGAAAGUGAAGAGUCCAAUGGAAGCCAAAAAAGCCAAUCUAGUGGGAAAGACGAAUCUCCAAAGGUUGCAUCUGCGGUGGCCUGACUACCUAAAUGAAAAAGGAGACCAAAAGAUGAAUCAUGAGAAGAUACUCGAUGCUCUUGAACCUCCUCCGACUUUAAAAGAUUUGUAUAUUUCAAAUUUUAGAGGUGGACAUUUCCCGCAUUGGCUUAAUGCAAACUUGGAAAAUUUAGUCAGCAUAAAUUUCAGUUACUGCAGAAACUGUAUGGAACUUCCUACAGCCAUGGGGAAACUACCAUCUCUAACAUCUCUUUGUUUAAGUGCUAUGGAAUGUUUGCGGUAUGUGGAUAAUGAAUCCUGUGAUGGACGGCUAUUCGGCGGUUUCUUCCGAUUAGAAACUCUCGUGAUUGAUUGUUUACGGAGUUUAGAAGGGUUGUCCAGGGUGGAAAGAAGCGACAUAUUCCCACGCCUAUCCAAUUUGAGGAUUGUUGGAUGCCCUAAAUUGACCUCCUUACACAGUCUUCGGUCAAUCGAGGAGUUAUAUCUAUGGGGAUGCAAUGAGACACUGUUAGAAUCAGUUUCGAAUCGCCAUACUCUAACGUUACUUAAAAUAUUUAAUAAUGAUGAUUUGGCUUCCUUUCCCGAUGGGUUCCUACAUAAUCUCACCGCUCUCAAAUCACUUGAUAUUUCAAGAUUCAGAAAGCUUCAAGAUUUGCCAUCUGACAUGCUUAUUGACCUAACCGCUUUGGAAGAAAUAUCUAUCUCUCGUUGCGAUAUGCUUGAGUGGUUUCCUACGGCAAUAUUUCAAGGCUUAAUUAGCCUUAAAAAGAUAGGCAUUGAGAAGUGUAGAAGGCUGAAAAGCUUGUCAGAUAGUUUUGAAGACCUUACUGCACUUGAAUCAUUGCAAAUCCAAGGUUGUCCAAAGUUGGACACUUUCCCAAAUGGUCUUAACAAUCUUUCUUCCCUCCAACGUCUGACCCUAGUAGACUUGGCAGCUUUGCCUGAGAACUUAAACCAUCUCCCCUCCCUCAAAGAUAUGGAAAUUUCUGGGUUUCGAAAUCUUGAAAAGUUGCCUGACUGGCUUGGAGACUUGACAUCUCUUGAAUCAUUAUCUAUUGUCAAUUGUCGACAUUUGGAAUAUCUACCCAAAUGUAUCCAACACCUCACCAACUUACAGAGCUUGAAAAUUGAAAAUUGCCCUAAAUUAACGGAACGAUGUAAAAAGGAAAUCGGAGAGGACUGGCACAAGAUAGCCCACAUUCCACGUAUCCAUGUGUGGUGUGGCCUGCUAGCUAGCGGCCAACCCAUAUGAGAAGACACUGCAGAUUGUUUGUUCAACGUAGAGCAACCAGGUCCAGAAACAGAUGGGUAAGUGGGCUAGAAUUGAGGCCCAAGGGGAAGAGACCCAAGUCAAGGCUAAAGAUGAAAUUAAGGGAACAGGGGGUCAUUUUGAAGCUGGUAUCAAAGAGGCAGCCGUGAAAACGGGAAGAAGCUUUCAGGAGAGGCAGGCACGCUUCGGAAUGCUAGGAAACGUGUGAAACCUCGCUGGCUCAACGAUUUUGUGAUGCCAGGGCAGAGUUGAGAUUUUUACGGGAAGCCUUGGCUCAUAACCGUUUCUGUUAUCUGAUUUCUGUUAUUUUGCUAUUAUUUGUAAUUUUGAAUAUUUGAAAAAUUGUGUGAGGUGGAACUAUAAAGUCUGAGGCAGCAUUCUGUAAAGGUGUUGUUGAAUGAAGAAAAUCCUUUAGAGAGGAGUUGGGCACUGACUCGAAGAGUGCGAAUUUCCAUUAAUUUGUAUCACAAUAGCUAUAGAGCAUUUUAACUCUAUAUUAAACCAUGAUCUGUGUUUUCUAUCAUUCUUACAAAUCUUCAUACAGAGACAUAUUAGUUGUUUUAAAAUAUAUGUGAGUAUUUGUUGCACUUGCUAACUAGGAAAGUUAUAUAUCAUUUUAACAA
Molecule: messenger RNA, 4100 nt
Organism: Ziziphus jujuba (common jujube)
Lineage: Eukaryota; Viridiplantae; Streptophyta; Magnoliopsida; Rosales; Rhamnaceae
Product: disease resistance protein RGA2
Exons: 2
Coding region: 88-3459 (1123 amino acids)
Biological process (GO): defense response to other organism
Molecular function (GO): ADP binding
Source: RefSeq, a predicted model, not a curated record